Molecule: messenger RNA, 837 nt
Organism: Podospora anserina S mat+
Lineage: Eukaryota; Fungi; Ascomycota; Sordariomycetes; Sordariales; Podosporaceae
Exons: 1
Coding region: 1-837 (278 amino acids)
Biological process (GO): double-strand break repair; single strand break repair
Cellular component (GO): nucleus
Molecular function (GO): single-strand break-containing DNA binding; double-stranded RNA binding; single-stranded DNA binding
Source: RefSeq, a predicted model, not a curated record
AUGGCCGAGCAAGCAGAAGAUAUUGACGACAUCGUUGACCACCCCACUGGGGCAAACUCAUCAGAACACGACGACGAGCCAUCAUCGGCCUCGUCAAAGCCAAAGAAUGCAUUUGCCGAACUCAUGGCCCCGAAGAGAAAGGCCCCGGCCUCACCAGAACCCGAAAAGCGUCCAAAAGACAAAGCCGCCCGCUGGCGCGGCGCCUUAGUUCAGUACAUCAACAACCCCUCCUCCUUUGGCAGCCAAAUCCUCCGGGUAACUCCCAACACAGUCCUCAUCAAGGACUCGUUCCCAAAAGCCACCGUCCAUCUCCUUCUUCUACCUCGCUCAGAAAAACACUACCUCCUCCGUCCUAAUGAAGCUUUCGCCGACCCUGCCUUUCUGGCCAUCGUACGAGAAGAAGCCGCUUCGGCAGCCAAACUCGCCGCAGCCGAGCUAGAAAGAUUGCUCGGUUCUUUUUCAGUCUCAAACAAGCCUCGUCUAGAAGCAACAGACUACGCCAACCGACCCCCAGGACGGGAUUAUCUCAAAGAAAUCAAGGUCGGGAUGCACGCACACCCGAGCAUGGAUCAUCUGCAUGUUCACAUCAUCAGCAAGGACAUGCACUCGCCCAAGGUGAAGCACAAGAAGCACUACAAUAGUUUCAACACCGAGUUUUUUAUUCCCUUGGUGGAUUAUCCACUGGCAGAUGACGACGUCAGGAGGGAUGUGGGGUUCCAGAACGGGAAUCUGAGCGAGGAUUUCAAAUGCUGGAGGUGCGGGAAGGACUUUGGGAAUAAGUUUACGCAGCUGAAGAAGCAUUUGGAGGAGGAGUUUGAGGAGUGGAAGAAGGAGUAA